Messenger RNA from Laccaria bicolor S238N-H82, 1563 nucleotides. Its product is annotated as polyamine transporter. Gene Ontology annotation, molecular function: transmembrane transporter activity. Gene Ontology annotation, cellular component: membrane. The record is from RefSeq and is a predicted model, not a curated record. The transcript has 7 exons. Gene Ontology annotation, biological process: transmembrane transport. NCBI's taxonomy places the organism in Eukaryota, Fungi, Basidiomycota, Agaricomycetes, Agaricales, Hydnangiaceae. Bases 1 to 1563 code for a protein of 520 amino acids.
AUGCCAUCUGAGCCCAUAGAAGCCGAGUUUAUUUCACCCCCAGCGCUCUUGAGCGCGCAGGAGGACGACUUUCGGAUCCUUCAUAGCGAAGGACCUCCAACGCGGCAAUCCUCGCCUGAUACGGCUGUCGCUCAUUGUCAUGACGUCAAGCUAAAGGAAAGAUCCCCGAGAGAUGAGUUUGGCGCGCAAGUGGUACGCUCGUUUAUCACCGUUGCGACCUCUUUUCUCUGUCUCGCUGUCGCCGUUGGGAGCUCCAUCGUCACCGGCGAUAUGGUCGGUCCUACAAAAACGCUCCAUAUCCAACAAACAAUUACGAACCUCACGGUUACCUGCUUUGUUAUGGGCUUCGGGCUUGGACCUCUCUUCCUUGCACCACUAUCGGAAGUCUUUGGCCGUCGUCCCAUCUACUGCAUCAGCAUCUUCCUCUACUUCAUCUUCACGUUACCAAGCGCGCUGGCGAAGAACGGUGCUACCCUCGUUGUCGCACGUAUGAUUGCCGGGCUCUGCGCAUCAGCACCCAUAUGCAACGUAGGCGGCACCAUCGCCGACGUUUGGGCUGUUGAAAAUCGUGGGGCUCCCAUGGCUCUCUUUUCUGGAACCCUCUUCAUGGGUCCCUGUAUCGGCCCAAUGAUUGGGGGUUGGAUUGGCAUGCGUGCCGGCUGGCGAUGGAUCUACUGGGUCCUAUUCAUCUUCAUCGGCGUCUGUUUCAUCUUUACGUUUUUCAUCCCCGAGACUCUCGCCCCCGUCAUCCUGCGCAAGAAAGCUGAGAAGCUAAGGAAAGAAACGGGUGAUGAUAAGUACCGGACCCUCGAAGAGCUGGAAAAACUCCCUUUCUCUGAGACACUCAAGAUUGCUCUGAUUCGGCCGUUUAUUAUGAUCCUGACGGAGCCCAUCGUGAUCUUUAUGUCCAUCUACCUCUCUUUUGUAUACAGCCUCCUCUACCUCCUUUUCUUUGCCUUCCCCAUCGCCUUCAGCGAGAUUCGAGGCUUCAGCGACGGCAUGACCGGGAUCACCUUCGUCAGCAUCAUGCUGGGUAUCCUUGGUGCUUUGGCUCUAGUUCCCGUGCAAGAAAAACUUUACAAAAACGCAACAAGAAACGGCUCAUACCCUGAAGCUCGCCUGUUUCCGAUGAUGGCAGGUGCAUUUAUCAUGCCAACGGCCCUCUUCAUCUUCGCCUUCACCGGCGCAUACCGCCACGUCCACUGGAUGGGUCCCAUCGUCUCAGGCGUCGUCUUUGGGUUCGCCAUGAUUCUCCUCUACGUCUCAGCCAACUCGUACAUCAUCGACUCUUACUCAAACUGCGCCGCAACGGCCAUGGCGGCCAAGACCUUCAUGCGGUCAGAGAUCGGCGCCAUGGUCCCUCUAUUCGUCAACCCAAUGUUCCACAACAUGGGCUUCCAGUACGCGGGGCUAUUGUUAGCGCUUCUUGCGUUGGCGAUUGCACCUAUACCGUUUGUGUUUUAUAAGUAUGGAGAGAGGAUCCGAAUGGGCUCAAAGAGGGCGUCCAAGAAUCGGAGGAUUCGGGAUGAGGAUGUCGGGGUUAGUGAAAAGGGGCAGAUUUGA